Molecule: messenger RNA, 3881 nt
Organism: Carassius auratus (goldfish)
Lineage: Eukaryota; Metazoa; Chordata; Actinopteri; Cypriniformes; Cyprinidae
Product: adenosine receptor A1-like
Exons: 2
Coding region: 1205-2239 (344 amino acids)
Biological process (GO): G protein-coupled adenosine receptor signaling pathway
Cellular component (GO): plasma membrane; synapse; dendrite
Molecular function (GO): G protein-coupled adenosine receptor activity
Source: RefSeq, a predicted model, not a curated record
AUAUAUGCCUACAUCAUUUUGUUUUGCUACAUUAGACUGGCUUCAUUUGUGGAGAUAACAGGAGCAUACUUUGAUUUUUUUCUUCUUUUUUUUAUAAUGUGCUCUCAGCUGGCACAUUAUGCUUAUUGUAGAUUAUGAGACCUAUCAGUUACGUUGAAAUGCUGCAAAUAUAUUUCUCAUUAGGCCUACAUUUGAUAUCUUUCAUGGGGCGUCGUUUGAGAAUUUAAAUUAGUCACUGCUCAUCAGCCACUGUCACCUCCUACUCCCCUCCACUCUCACGGGUGCAAUGUUGUCUCAUAUCUAUUAGAGCAGACUAAUGUUACACUAAACACAGGGGCACGGUCAGCCUCUCGCUUUAUCUCGAGCGACAAAGUUAAACUCUCACUUAAGACAAAUAAAAUGAUGAGAAAAAGAGUUCGGGCUAUCUACAAAAGAAAGUAGCGAACGCAGGAUGUCCCUUAGCCAUUCUCAAGGAGGGAACCAAAAUAGACGGCACGGUGUUUGGGAUGGUCUUUUUUCUCCCGUCAAAGGAAAACGGAACGACCUUCUGGUUUGACAUUUUACCACGCGCACACACACACCCGCACACAUCUACACGGGUUAGUUGGACUUACUUAGCUCCCAAAAUUGUUUUAAAUUGGUAACAGGGCAAGUAUGGGUGAGACAAAGGGCUCUACCCAUCGACGGCUAUUCCGGAGCACCGCAUAGCCCACGAAGAGUGUUGAGAACGACCCGCGCUCUGGACAAGAUUUUGUUUCACAUAACCAGGGAACAAAUAUGGUGCGUAUUUAAUUUAUUUUCCGACUCUUUGGACAUACAGAGAACUGCGUGACAGUUGCAGGUGACACGGAUACAUGUAUUUAGAUUUUGGGAUGAAUAAGUGGCGCGCGCAUCUCUCGCACGAGCGCAGGUGGACCAAAUGAAGAAGCGCUGUGGUAAACGAAAAGAGAACGCGCAAAACCCAGAGAUAUUUUCAGCAGGAUUUAUGUAAGCCACUUCUGUUGCUUUGUGUGGUUUCUUCUUCUCGCGUUUGUCCAUUUCCAACUAUAAAUAGGCAUGCCUGGAAUACAGCUUCUGUUUUGAGGGGCAGUGCAUUAAUGGGAGGAUUUUUCUCUGGACCACUACAGUUUACACAUCACUUUCACUUGAAAAAGCAUUGUUGCGUGGAUAUUCAUCGUAUUAUCGAUUCCCGUCGAGUGGAAGAAUGCCCGAGGAUUUCUUUGCUGCCAAAGCCCUUUACAUGGGCAUGGAGGUGGUGAUAGCCGUGUCAUCCGUGAUAGGAAACGUGAUGGUGGUUUGGGCGGUAAAAAUUAAUAGAUCUCUGAGAGAUACUACGUUUUGCUUCAUUGUUUCUCUGGCGCUCGCGGACAUUGCUGUAGGAGCGCUGGUCAUACCACUGGCGAUAACUAUAAGUAUCGGACUCCAGACUCACUUCUACAGCUGUCUGCUGGUGGCGUGCACGGUGCUGGUUCUGACCCAAAGUUCUAUCCUCGCCUUGCUCGCUAUAGCCAUCGACCGAUACCUGAGGGUCAAGAUCCCAACCAGUUAUAAGCGAGUGGUCACUCCCAAACGAGCUGGAGUUGCAGUAUUCGUCUGUUGGACAGUGGCCUUCAUAGUCGGCCUCACUCCCAUGCUGGGCUGGAACAAUUUACAAAACCUACAACGCAAUAACAGCUCAAUCGGCCCUGACCUCAUCGUCACCUGCCAGUUUGAGAACGUCAUCAGCAUGGAGUACAUGGUCUACUUCAACUUCUUUGGCUGGGUGCUUCCCCCUCUGCUUUUCAUGCUCAUCAUUUACUCUGAAAUCUUCUACAUGAUCCACAAGCAGCUGAAUAAGAAGGUGUCCAGCCAUUCUGAACCAAACAAGUAUUACGACAAAGAGCUGAAGCUGGCGAAGUCUCUGGCGCUUGUCCUUUUCUUGUUCGCUGUUAGCUGGCUUCCUCUCCACAUUAUGAAUUGCAUCACACUCUUCUGUCCAAGGUAUGAGAAGCCCAUGUUCCUCAUUUAUAUUGCCAUCCUGCUCACGCAUGGCAAUUCUGCCGUCAACCCAAUCGUUUAUGCUUUCCGAAUCAAUAAAUUUCGUACUACAUUCCAAAGGAUCUGGAAGCAGUACUUCUGCUGCAAGGAGGCUCCUCCCCCUGAGAACCAGAUGAGCGAGAGACUGGAUAACAACCACUACAUCGCUGCCGCAGCUGCAGUCGUAACCCCUCCUGAACCUGUUUUGGAACAAAACAUCUGACUGACAUCCUAGGAUCCUCUAAGGAGGUCGAAUGACUUCUGCUGGCUGGACGUCCAAAGCUGUCAUGUCUUGGUUUGUCUCUUUUGAAUGUAAAUCAGAGCUCACCACAGACUCUUCUGGCUGAAUUAUCCCUUUAUUGGAAUAAUGAGACAGCAUCGCUUUAAAAAGCACCAAGUCAAAUCAUUUGGAAGAGGAAGGGGAACCACAGAAAAUGUUGCUUUAUGGAAGCAGCAUUGAAUGAUGCUUUUAAAACAAACUAGUUUUGACAAUGCAUAUAAAUUAUAAAAACAUGAGUAUUUGCUCAAAUAAUGAAUCAAAAGAAUUGCACACCAUUUUCUUUUGCGCAGUUAUAUUAUAUAUAUUAUUACUCGUUCGGUAUGAAUGUAUGCAGAACAGAUACCAGAGCACUGUACAUGCUCAGCUUGUUGGAUAUUCUGCUUGUGUUCUGAACAUUUGUGCACAAUGGCAGAAAGAGGAUGUCAGAAACAGUGACAAGGAGGUGAACACAGGUUUUUCUUGCCCUAUUAUGGAGUGUGUUCAGUGCAGGUCUUUUAUUGUGAAGGACAAAAACAUCUACUGCAGGCAGCUGACAUUGGAUUUUACUCACAGAUGCAGUGAGGUUAUCUUGCCUUUUAACAAAAUUGUGUGUCUAUGUAUGUGUAUGAUCGAAUGCAUGUCAUAACAAACAUGGGAUUGUUUGUGGAUAAGAAGAUACACUGAAGUCCUAUUUGUCCACUGUUUGAACAUAUUCAGGGUUAAUGAAUUAUCAAAACCAAUAGUGUAUUACCUUUCAGUAUUAUAGCAGAAUUUAGCUACACUUUUUCCAGAAUCAUAAUUAUCAGUUUUAAAAGAAAUGUACGCUACACUACUGGGAAAACAUACUAAACUAGCUUUUGACUUGUCUUAAAGGGAUAGAUCACCCAAAAACAAAAGCUGUCAUUAUUUAUGCACCCUCCUGUUGUUCCAAAUCCAUUUGCCCUUUUUUUUGGGGGGGGGUGAACUAUCCCUUCAGAAGUGGAGUGUGUAAUUUUUGGGAUGAUAAAAUGCUUUCUCCAGUCCCAACUAUAAGAAAAGCUUAACAGGCGCUAUCAAAACAUUGCUAUGUUUGUUUGAGCAUCCUGACCAGCUUGACACCGACAUCCUGACCGUGAGUUUGGGGCGCCAAUUGCACCAGUGGCACAUGAGGUUUGGGAAUUAUUUCUGUAAUUCUGUUUGGUCACUCUAGUGGUGCACGGAUUACACACUUCAUUUGUCACACUAGUAUGGGGGUUUUGAUCUCACAUGCAGAUGAAAUACCAGGUCUAUACUGACAUCAAAGUUGAACACGUCUCUAAUCUGUACAUUGUUAUUCACUAUGUGCAAGUCCAUUAUGUUCAUAAUUGUUAAACAGACAGUUGUGGAAUUACAAUCAUUUGAAAAUUAAAUAUUUGAAUAAAUGGGAAAAAUGAGCUUAUUCAUUUUGCCAUCUAGUUUUUAUUUCACUGUACCCUGUGACACUUAUUUUAAAUGAGUGGGGGCUUCCUGUCCCUGAACACCACACACUUCCACCACACCACACACUUCUCAGUGUGAUCGAAAACAGGAAACAUCACUUUACUAUCAAUAGAAAUAAUUCAUCAUCAUUCAUCUUUAUUCAUCAUCU